Messenger RNA from Drosophila grimshawi, 1806 nucleotides. RefSeq names its product lipase 3. The record is from RefSeq and is a predicted model, not a curated record. Bases 411 to 1637 code for a protein of 408 amino acids. The transcript is spliced from 3 exons. Gene Ontology annotation, biological process: lipid metabolic process. Gene Ontology annotation, molecular function: hydrolase activity, acting on ester bonds. NCBI's taxonomy places the organism in Eukaryota, Metazoa, Arthropoda, Insecta, Diptera, Drosophilidae.
GCACAUUCGAAUCGAACGUUAGCAGCGCUUGCUGGCCACGAUCGCCGAUCACGAAGCAGGCAACGGCAACAACGACGACAACGACGACGACGAAAGCACUUUGAUUGCAAUUUUCAUUCAUAUCCAUUCAUGCGAAUACAUAUAUCGCGACGGUUUCUUGGUGCUGCUCUGUCUGCCUCGGCCGUGUCGAUUUAUAUUUUACUUCACUUCACUUUUUUGUUUUUGGUUUUGGAUUUUUGAAAGCUCCGGCGGCACUUUCUUUCUUCAUUUCUCGCGCUCUCGAUCCUUUGACGUGUGCAGCUUUCAUUUUCGAUCAACGAUACGCGUCGCGCUGCGAACCGGUUCGGAAUUAAGCGGUUACGUUACGUUACUUAAUCCAGCUUUCAUGUAAUCGACCAUCCUGUCAGACGAUGAGAUCGCUGCGCCCCGGCCUGGAUUUCGUCAUGGUGGCCUUACUGCUGCGCCAAGUGCUGGCCACCAUACGCCACUCACGCGAAAUUAUCAUAACAGACGCGGUGCGUCGCAUUCAGCACGAUGGCUACAAUGUGGAGCAGCACACGGUGAUAACCAAGGAUGGAUAUGUGCUGACCCUGCAUCGCAUACCGCAGGUGCAGCUGGAUGCGAAUGGAACGCUCUACACGGUGCUGCGACGACCGGUUGUAUUCCUGCUUUCCGGCCUGUAUGCCUCGUCGGAUGUCUGGCUGCUCAAUGGUCGGGAGGAUUCGUUGGCGUAUCUGCUGUGGCGCGCCGGCUAUGAUGUGUGGCUGGGCAACAAUCGCGGCAAUAUCUAUUGCCGCCACAAUCUCUGGCUAAAUACAACGGAGCGCGAGUUCUGGAACUUUAGCUGGCAUGAGAUGAGCGUUUACGAUAUGCCCGCCCAAAUCGAUCAUAUAUUGCGCACCUGCGGUGUUGCCCGCAUGCAUUUUGUGGGCAUCUCACAGGGCGGCACCGUUUUCCUUGUGCUCAACUCAAUGCUGCCCCAGUAUAAUGCGGUCUUCAAGACGGCCACCCUGCUGGCACCGGUUGCCUACGUGAGCAAUACGCAAAGUGGAUUGGCCAAAAUUAUCGGACCGAUUUUGGGCACACGCAAUUAUGUGUCAAAGAUGCUCGAGGGCAUUGAGAUGUUCUCGACGAACAAGUUCUUCAAGAAGUUCCUGUCGAUGACCUGCCUGGACAAUGAGAAACCAUUAGUGUGCAUCACCCGCCUUUGGCCAGCGGUUGGCUACGAUACGCGCUUUCUAAACAAGACCCUGCUGCCGGAUCUGAUGGCCAACUUUCCGACGGGCGGAUCUGUCAAGCAGCUGAUGCACUACUUCCAGGGCUAUGUAUCCACCAAAUUUAGGCAGUACGAUUACGGCCCGGAGCGCAAUUGGCUGCACUAUCAGCAGCUGGAGCCGCCGGAGUAUGCGCUGGAAAAUGUGAGCACACCGGUAACCAUUUUCUUUGCGGAAAACGAUUAUAUUGUGGCGCCGGCGGACAUUUGGCGUCUGGUGACGCGUCUGCCCAACGUUGAAGCCGUCUACAAGGUGCCGUGGAAGCGCUGGAAUCACUUUGACUUCAUCUGUGGACUGGGUGUACGAGAAUACAUCUUUGACAACAUUGUGCUCUCAAUGAAUCGAUACGAACAGCGCCGAUGAUGGACACACACAAAUGCCAGGGAGCUAGAGCCACCACAUCUACUAGUGCCAAAUACUACUUAGUUAUACCACAAAAUGUGUCCCAGUCCUGAUAUUGUCAGUAUAUCAACUGCGGACAUGCGUACUGAUUAAUAAAUAUUUUAUUUAUAGUUUCAAUUUGAACAGUUUC